AAUAUGAGGUUUUAAAGUUUUAAGCCCAGGCACUAGGCAGUCAGGCAGGAUCGACUAGCCAUUGACCCAUCAACCAAACAGCUAUCCCCAACCCCAUCAAAAUCUUCUUCGCCGCUUUCCAAGGAGAGAGAUGGCGGCAUCAGCAGCAGCCGGCGGUGUUGGAGUAGACGUACGGAAGGCUCAUAUGGCCAUGGCGAUGGUUCAGUUAUUCAACGGAGGGUACCAUGUCAUAACCAAAGUGGCCCUCAAUGUUGGGAUCAACCAGCUUGUCUUUUGCGUCUUCCGCGACCUCAUUGCCCUUUCCAUCCUUGCCCCCGUUGCCUAUGUCCGUGAAAAGCGGGUAAGGCUACCGAUGACUAGACGCCUCCUCUUGUCAUUUUUCUUUCUUGGGUUAACUGGGAUAUUUGGGAACCAGCUUUUGUUUCUUAUUGGUCUUGGCUACACAAAUCCAACUUAUGCUGCUGCCACACAGCCUUCAAUUCCAGUCUUUACAUUUCUAUUCGCUGCAAUGAUGGGUACAGAAAGAGUGAACUUGCUCCGAACUGAAGGUCAGGCCAAGGUUGGAGGCACACUCGUUUGUGUUUUUGGUGCCAUACUAAUGGUUCUAUUCCGUGGCCCAGCUUUGAUUGGAGUUGCAGAACCAGACUUUUCAGUGCAAAAUGAAAUAAGUGCCAGGGGUCAGCCAGAGCCUGCUGGAUGGUUAAUGUCUAGUUUUAUGGAGUUCGGAAUUGACCAUUUCCACCUUGGAGUUUUAUGCCUAAUUGGGAACUGUAUGUGUAUGGCUGCAUUUUUGGCCAUUCAGGCUCCAGUUCUAGCAAAGUAUCCUGCCAGCCUAUCAGUCACAGCAUAUUCCUACUUCUUUGGUGCUCUAUUGAUGGUGACAACAGCAUUCUUUAUGACCAAUGAGUCAACAGACUGGAGUUUGACAAAGUCUGAGCUUUUUGCUGUCAUUUAUGCUGGAACUGUUGCAUCUGCCCUUAAUUAUGGACUCAUAACGUGGAGCAAUAAGAUGUUAGGCCCUGCUUUGGUUGCUCUUUACAAUCCACUACAACCUGCAGCUUCUGCCUUCCUUUCCAGAAUUUUUCUUGGAAGUCCCAUCUAUUUGGGAAGUGUUUUAGGGGGAUUUUUAAUCAUUGCCGGUCUUUAUAUGGUCACUUGGGCAUCUUAUAGAGAAAGACAAGCAGCCUCGGUGAUUGUUCCUACUCGGGCUACUGAGCCGCUCGUUCACAAAGAUCCAUCGAUUAACAAGAUAUCAUACCAGAGAGGUCUUAUUUUCUCAGGGCCUUCCACCACACUGCCAAAAUCCUCAGAUUAAGCCAUUAUGUGAUGGGAAGUGGUGUAAAGCUUUUCUUUUCUACCAUACACUUUGUUCGCAUAAGAUGGCACAUCUUGAAUGUCUUUUCUAUUCAUUAACUGUCUCUUGAAAUUAAUGUCCAGAGAAAUAUAAUUUUCUG
Messenger RNA from Juglans microcarpa x Juglans regia, 1454 nucleotides. Its product is annotated as WAT1-related protein At4g19185-like. Lineage: Eukaryota; Viridiplantae; Streptophyta; Magnoliopsida; Fagales; Juglandaceae. Gene Ontology annotation, cellular component: plasma membrane. The transcript is spliced from 7 exons. The coding region runs from base 131 to 1315 and encodes 394 amino acids. The record is from RefSeq and is a predicted model, not a curated record. Gene Ontology annotation, molecular function: transmembrane transporter activity.